AACAGCUGAUGUUAGAGCAUAAAUAGAGAAGCUCGCUGCAGAGCAACAUUCACGAAUCAAACACAAUUUGUUUCACGUCGACGUUUCAUUUCAUCGGGCAGAUUUAUACCACGACUGAGCAACAUGGGCAGAUCCACAGAAUGGACUCCUUCCUUAUGGUUGGACACCUUUGAUGAACUACUGUAUCAUGAUAAUGAGCUGGACUAUGAGGACCAAUGGACUCUCAACUUUAACUACAACCAGACAGACACAGUCACCAAGGAGGAGAGGAAAAGAGGCUGGAGGGUUUAUAGCCAUUGUGCCCGUGGAAGAUUUCAGUGUCCAUCCUGCAGAAAGACCUGGCCUUCAGCACGGGUGGUAGUGUUGUUCCGUUACCGGCUUCAGAGGGGCCGAGGGACCGUGAUCAUGCGGCCCUUUGGUCAGGCCUGUCGUCGGUGCCAAGAUGAUGAAUUUGAGCUGGGUGGAUUUUCCACGAAGGAGGUGGAACAUGCUCUGCUGAGGCUGUUUGCCAAAAUCCGGAAGAACUGCUACGGAGAGGAGGAUGAUGAUGACGGUGUCUCAUCAACAGAGUCCAGCAGAGUGCGGACCAAACCCCAUGAGAAGAGCCUUUGUGAGGCCUGCUGCAUGGGCAUUUGCUGUCAGGAUGACGAGUAGAAGUGUGUGUGUGUGUGUGUGUGUGUGUGUGUGUGUGUGUGUGUGUGUGUGUGUGUGUGUGUGUGUGUGCCAUGACAUUCUCCUUUUCCAGUUUGCACAUUAACUUUUCCUCAAUAAUUUUUAUUAUUAUUAAGAAGAAACUUGGGAUAAAAACCAACAGGACUAAUAAUCCGAUUUGAUAAAUGUUCUAUCUUUUUUAUUGUAAUCUAUUGAUAUAAAUAAAAUCAUUGCAAAAAAGUA
Molecule: messenger RNA, 894 nt
Organism: Archocentrus centrarchus (flier cichlid)
Lineage: Eukaryota; Metazoa; Chordata; Actinopteri; Cichliformes; Cichlidae
Product: receptor-transporting protein 3-like
Exons: 3
Coding region: 124-654 (176 amino acids)
Biological process (GO): protein targeting to membrane; protein insertion into membrane
Molecular function (GO): olfactory receptor binding
Source: RefSeq, a predicted model, not a curated record